CGCGGCUUCCUGGGGCAAGGGAAGAAGAGAUUUUCCACAGGUCAAGAAGAGAUAGGAAGGGAAAGCCGAAAUGUUUCCACCCUUUGAUUGCCCCAGUUGCUUCAUAAACCUUAGAAACCCGGGCCUGUAGCGCGGAGGAACGCCUCGCUUCUUGCUUCCACUUUCACCCACUCGCUCGUUUCGUCUCUUGCUUCUCGUUCCCUAUCCCGACACACCGAAGACAGAAACAUAGCCGCCCUACCAUGGCGCUCACAUACCAGCAGUCCAAGCUGGUCAAGGACACCAUCCCGGCUCUCCGGGAGCGCGGCGAGCAGAUCACAACAACAUUCUACCGGAACAUGCUGCGGGACCACCCAGAGCUCAACAAUGUCUUCAACAGCGUCAACCAGAAAAACGGACGGCAACCACGGGCCCUGACGUCGGUCAUCCUCAACUUCGCGUCCAACAUCAACCACAUCAGCGAGCUGAUCCCCAAGUUCGAGCGCAUGUGUAACAAGCACUGCUCGCUCGGCAUCCGAGCCGAACACUACGAGAUCGUCGGCAAGUACCUGCUCAGGGCCUUCGGCGAGGUGCUGGGCGCCGCCAUGACGCCGGCCGUAUUCGCCGCCUGGGAGAAGGCGUAUUGGCUGCUGGCCAAGAUGUUGAUCGGGCGCGAGUCGCAGCUGUACAAGGAUUUCGGUACGUGGACGGGGUGGCGCCAGUUCAAGAUCGACAGGGUGGUGCCCGAGUCGGAGGACAUAUACUCGUUCUACCUGGUGCCGCAGGACGGCAAGAAGCUUCCCAAGUUCUUCCCGGGCCAGUACGUGUCGCUACGGCUCCCCAGCCCGGACGGCUUCAUGCAGGCACGACAGUACUCGCUCAGCGAGGCCUGGCGGGAGGACUACUACCGCGUCAGCGUCAAACGGGACGAGGGCGCGCGCUACAAGAACUCGGUUUCCACAUCGUACUUCCACCCGGGACUCGUGUCCAACAUGCUCAUCGACCACAUGCCCGCCGGCGCAACAGUCGAGCUGUCCCACCCGGCCGGCGAGUUCUUCCUCGACGUCAACAACACGGGCAACACACCGCUCGUGCUGAUCUCGGCCGGCGUGGGUGUCACGCCCAUGGUCGCCAUCGCCGACACCGUCACCAAGACGCAGCCUGGACGGCCCAUUUCGUGGAUCCACGGUUCCCGGAGGAGCGUGCCCUUCGAGCAGCACAUCAUGCAGCUGAAACGGGACAAUCCCAACUUUCGCACCAACAUCUUCAAGACACAGCUGGCCAGCUGCGACGUCGUUGGCGUGACGUACAACUACGACUUCCGCAUGGACCUCGCCAAGGUCGACCCGGAGGACCUGUACCUGCAAAACGGCGGGACCGAGUAUUACAUUUGCGGUCCGGAGCAAUUCAUGCUCGAGAUGAAGGACUACCUCAAGGCGCAGGGUAUCGGGGCGUCGCGCGUCAAGUUCGAGCUCUUCUCCACCGGGGACUUGGCCUUCAAAUACCAGUGAAGGAAGCUUCCGAGAAAAUGAGCCUUGAUGUUUGAGUCCUAAUCGCGGCUGUCACACAUAGACUUCGAUACCCCGGGGCUGGUUCUUCUUGUGAGUCAGGCUGGCUGGCGUAUGGUUAACGAGACUAUGAAACAUUUAGAUUUUGAAGAGAGGCAAUGCCAAAAAAAAAAGCAUCGUCAGCGAUGCCGGUUUUGCAACAUCACUAGAAGAUCCAGGAGAGAAAGACAGGAAU
This is a messenger RNA of Chaetomium strumarium, 1722 nucleotides long. Its product is annotated as globin-like protein. The transcript has a single exon. Gene Ontology annotation, cellular component: intracellular anatomical structure. Lineage: Eukaryota; Fungi; Ascomycota; Sordariomycetes; Sordariales; Chaetomiaceae. Gene Ontology annotation, biological process: nitric oxide catabolic process; cellular response to nitrosative stress. The record is from RefSeq and is a predicted model, not a curated record. Gene Ontology annotation, molecular function: nitric oxide dioxygenase [NAD(P)H] activity; FAD binding; heme binding. Bases 243 to 1490 code for a protein of 415 amino acids.